AUGACUGCACAAUGGCAAUGGCGAUCAGAUGGUAAACCAUGGGAUAUCAUAGAUCUAGAAAAAGCCUCAUGGACAUCAUAUUCACCUGAAGAGAAUUCUCUGAUUGAACAAGCCUAUGGUUCAUCUUCACCUAAACCUAUUGUAAUUCGAAAUUACUAUGUAAUUGAUGUUCAGAAACGAAUUCAAUAUGUACAAAAUGCUUCAGGAAAUCAACGUCCAAUAAGACGUCUGAGUAACGUUCAACAUAUAAACGAGAAACAUAUUCGUCAAAAUCGUUUCGUUUUCCCUGAUGAUCAUGAUCAUUUCUUUGAACCGUUCGAAAUUGAUACUAAAUUUGGUUCAUUGAUUAUACAAGAAUGGCACAAAAACUUUAUUGCAUGUCAUCGAGGAGAUAGGGAAGUAAGUGAAAAAGACAUUGUUGAGGCGGCUAUUAAAGGAAUAGAAGAAGAAGGUUUGAAGAACGUGGAAUUUAUUCCAGAAACGAAAAUCAUCUGCGAUGCGUUGCGUGAUGUACGGGAUUGUGAAAAUAAAGUGGGCAUAAAACAACGUGCUGCAUAUUUGUACACUCGUUGUGGUUUUCUGUACAAACUGGUCAAUCAAGCUCUUCGAGAGCGUGACAAGCGAAUUUAUCGAGAUACACUUGGACCUUAUUGUUAUUUACUCUAUUCUUAUCUUUGUCUGCGUCCGCCUUUUGAUGUUGAUUUCUAUCGAGGAACUGUAUAUCGUGGUGCCUGGCUACACCCAGGUAUGAUCGGUCGAUUUCAGAAAGAGAUGAAACAAGGAAAGAAAUUCUUGACCUGGCUUGGCUUCACGUCAACAACUAAAAGUACCGCAGUGGCCGAUACAUUCACGGGAAAUACUGUCUUCGAAAUCUUAUUGAGCAAUACAGACCACUUCACAUGUCAAGGUGUCGACAUUAGUAACUUUUCAAGCAUCCCUGAUGAAGAAGAAGUUCUAUUGCCAUCUGGUUUUCAGUUCGAAAUUGUCGACGUGAAAUCAUUAGAGCCAACAAAAGACAGGCAAUUUCCUCAUUUUCGUAUACAAAUUCUUCCACGUCAAUGCGAUAGUGUUGUAACAUAG
Messenger RNA from Rotaria sp. Silwood2, 1080 nucleotides. NCBI's taxonomy places the organism in Eukaryota, Metazoa, Rotifera, Eurotatoria, Philodinida, Philodinidae. The record is from the annotation of a GenBank genome assembly.